This is a messenger RNA of Nematocida major, 900 nucleotides long. RefSeq lists its product as uncharacterized. The transcript has a single exon. NCBI's taxonomy places the organism in Eukaryota, Fungi, Microsporidia. The record is from RefSeq and is a predicted model, not a curated record. Bases 1 to 900 code for a protein of 299 amino acids.
AUGGAAGUAGCAAACAGAGACCAAGCAAACUCAAAUGCUUGGCUAAUCGCCAUGAUGCUCACAGCAGGCGCGGUUUCUGCGCAAAACAGAAAGAAAAGCAUAAUGUGGAGCAGCAUCUGUGCGCUGCUCGGCAUUCUGGGCAUUUCAGGCGUGGCCUGGGCCAUGUACGCCCAGGGGCGCAGAGCCUCCAAAAAGCAAAACCAGGUGUACCCUUUCCCGAAGCACGCACACAGCCAAAGCAGGCCCAAGGCAGGCCUAGACUGCACACAAACGCCAAAAGAAACAAAGCACCCAAUCCCAAAUACGGUUGCACGGGCACUGCCAUACGCCAAAAGAAGCCACCUCUCAAGCCAACCACGCAUUCCUCUGGAGCGGCACUCUAUACAACAGGCCAAAAAAAGCUCUAGCGCCAAGGAGCUUGGCGCAGCACAGAACGCCAGCCUGCCCCGCCAAGAGCCAAAGCAUGAAGAAAAAUGGCAAAAUAAGCAGAAAAGCUCCUAUGCCAUAGGGGAGUAUCCUAGCGAAGCCCGCUGUGAUGGCUCUAUAAAGCCGGGCUUCGCUCCGCCAGUUCCCAUUCGCAGCGAGGGUUUGCCCAACAGAAACAUGCUGCCAGUCGCCAAUCAGCUAUCUGCGCCAGACAGUGCUUUCUCUGAAAAAAGCGAUGUGCCUGGUAAAAGCAGCCAGAGCCCCGCAAAGGCGCCGCUCAAGACAGGCCCGGACGCAGCCACCCAAAUCACGAACGAGCCCCCAACAAAAGACUUGUGCGAAGCAAGCGCCUCAAGCACAGACACAAAGGCAAGCACUCUUUCCCAAAAGCAUCCCCAGCCUCCUAUGAAGCAAAACCCGCCCCCUCAAUAUGUAAACCCGCCUCCCAAACAGCCAAACCAUUUUCCUAGGUAG